UUCCAGGGAGGGACCAUCUGAGAAGGAGGAGGAGGAGGUCCUGGGCAGGGCCAGGCUAUAUAUCAGCUGUGUGCCAAGCCAGGCUGUCUGUCUCUGCUUUCACCCAAGAGGUUUACACAUUUUUGGUGUAAUAACUGCCUAGGAAAGAUGUCUGACGGAUUUUCGCUGUCUGAUGCCCUGUCAGGGUCCAACAAUCCCAACCCAAACACGCAACCUUCCCCUUGGGGAAAUCAGCCAGGUGGAUAUCCAGGGGGAUUUCCUGGGGCCUAUCCAGGAGCACCAGGCAUGUUUCCCGGAGCACCAGGUGCUUACCCAGGUGCACCAGGAGGAUAUCCAGGAGCACCAGGCGCAUACCCUGGAGCCCCAUCAGCACCAGGCGCAUAUCCUGGGGGCCCCCCAGCACCAGGUGGAUAUCCUAAUGCACCAGGAGUUGUCCCACCCGGUGCAUCAGGGAUGUAUCCUGCCCCCGGACAGCCACCAAGUGGUGGUGGAGCACAGCCGACGGCCCCACAGACUGGACCGGGAUUUGGAGCUUCUACUCCAUCUGGAGGUUCUUCUGCUCCAUUGAACGUUCCUUGUGAUGUACCCCUUCAGUCAGGACUCGUGCCUCGCUUGUUAAUAACCAUUGUCGGAACGGUGAACUCAAGACCAAACAAGUUUCAGGUGGAUUUGAAGAAAGGAAACGACAUUGCCUUCCAUUUCAACCCCCGGUUUAAUGAGGACAACCGGAAAGUUAUUGUGUGCAACACCAUGCUGCACAACUCUUGGGGGAAGGAAGAGCGGACAGCCCCCAGGUUUCCUUUUGAGGCUGGCAAACCCUUCAAGAUCCAGAUCUUGUGUGAAGCAGAUCAUUUGAAGGUUGCUGUCAAUGAUGCGCACUUGUUGCAGUACAACCACCGCAUCAAAGAGCUGAACCAGAUCACCAAGCUGUGCAUUGGUGGAGACGUUACUCUCACCAGCGUCACACCUACCAUGAUCUAAGCCAACCAUUAACCCACGGCAACGGAGCAUUCUUGGGCUGGAAUCCUGUUGGUGAGCUCCAAUUAGAGUAGACCCAUUGAACCCAACUGCUGAAUGUGAGUCAACACAUAAGUAAAGAGCAAUUGAUUCAGUGGCUCUACUCUAGUUAAGAGUAACCAACAGUGUCUUAAAAUAGGAGCUUUUUUAAAAAAACAACAACACAUGUAUAAAAGAGAUCUGAUGGAGUUAACUUUCUAGGGCAGAUGAAUAAUAAAAUGUAGGAGCUGCUCAA
Messenger RNA from Sceloporus undulatus (fence lizard), 1252 nucleotides. RefSeq names its product galectin 3 (gene LGALS3). Gene Ontology annotation, molecular function: laminin binding; carbohydrate binding; IgE binding. NCBI's taxonomy places the organism in Eukaryota, Metazoa, Chordata, Lepidosauria, Squamata, Phrynosomatidae. The coding region runs from base 148 to 981 and encodes 277 amino acids. The transcript has 6 exons. Gene Ontology annotation, cellular component: nucleus; immunological synapse. Gene Ontology annotation, biological process: negative regulation of endocytosis; positive regulation of calcium ion import; eosinophil chemotaxis. The record is from RefSeq and is a predicted model, not a curated record.